This is a messenger RNA of Penaeus monodon (black tiger shrimp), 573 nucleotides long. RefSeq names its product secreted acidic protein 1A-like. The record is from RefSeq and is a predicted model, not a curated record. Lineage: Eukaryota; Metazoa; Arthropoda; Malacostraca; Decapoda; Penaeidae. Bases 1 to 573 code for a protein of 190 amino acids. The transcript is spliced from 6 exons.
AUGUGGAUUGUAGUGACAGUGAGGUUGAUUCAUUGUUAUGGUAUGGUGAAGUGGAGUCUGGUGAUGGUGAAGAGCAUCUAUGGUGGAGGUGAUGUUGAAAGUCUGUGCCUCUUCCAAUUAGCCACAGUGUUAUUCCACAUUGGCACUGCAUAUCCCCCGUGGCACCGCCUGGAGGCACUGGCACGUCGUGGUUGCCCGAAGGAACGUGCUGAUUGUGAGAGAGAAGAGGAAGAUAAUGGUAAUGAUGGUGGCGUUCGUGAUAAUGUAGGUGAGGAUAAUGAUAAUAUGAUUGAUGAAAGUUUUAAUGGUGAGGAAGGUGUUAAUGUAAAUGAUGAUAGUGAUGAUGGUGAGGAUAAUGGUGAUGAACAUGAAGAGCAAAAAAAUGAUAAUGAUGGUGACAAGGAUAGUGAUACUGGUGAUGGUAACGAAGGUGAGGAUAAUGAUGGUGAAAGCAAGGCUGUUGGUAAUGACUGCGACGAUGAUGAUGAAAUACAACCAACCCUGGGGCGUAUCGGUGCAUUUUCUUGCACGUGCAAUAUCCGUGUCAAGGGCCUGCGAGCCAGAAGGGCGUAA